AUGCCGCAGACGACCGCUCCUGACUGGCAUUUUGCCAACGAAAAAGGGAGGUUCCAUGUGACUUCCUUUCAAGGUCACAAGCUGGCCUGCGUCGUCGAUAUCAAGUACCCCAGCUGCAACAAAGUCGCGAUUCUCUGUCCCGGGCUGUACGCAAACAAGUGCCACGCGCUUUUGAGUACUAUAGCAGAGGGGCUCCCCGUGAACUCGAUUCGGUUCGACUUCCACGGAAACGGCGAAUCUGAGGGUGACAAUGACUGGAGCUUUGGAGGCUACGUUGAUGAGGCAAAGGACGACCUGCAUGCCGUCGUAGAAGCAUGCGCGUCGUACAAUCUGGACGUUGUUUGUCUCAUUGGUCACUCUCGAUCAGCCACUACAGUGCUUCUCCACGCUGCGAUUUUUGACGAUGUGCCGCUCAUAGUCAGUCUAGCUGGCAGAUACGAUAUGCGCCAGGGCCUGGAAAAACACUUAUCUGGUGAGAAAUUCAGGGCAUUUUCCGUGCUCACUGCCGGGACCGGGAUGGGCAAGCACGCUGACGUGCUGACAGCAACUCUCGAAAACGACAAGGACGUUUUGAAGAAGCAAGGCUCGGAGGUUGACGAGGGAGUUGAGUUCGUUUCCCCAGAUGGCCGCAAGCGCGUCAUCACACGCAAGUGCGUGCUCAACCGCCUCACGCUAGAUCUCCGAAAGUACUUCUCGCAAAUCAAAAAUACGAAGAAGAUCCUCAUUAUUCAUGGUUCUGAAGACCACACUGUGCCGUGUGAAGACGCCACUCAAAUGGCUAAUGCCCUUCCGCAGAAAAAAACGAAUGUGGUGAUUAUCGAGAAAGCAUCCCACUCACUCACUGAUACUCAAGCCAUCAAGGCACAGGUCGUGCAGCAGAUUGAGAACUUCAUUGCCGAAAACGGCUACAGUUGCAAGAAAGAGUAG
Messenger RNA from Besnoitia besnoiti, 927 nucleotides. RefSeq names its product hydrolase, alpha/beta fold family protein. The transcript is spliced from 4 exons. The coding region runs from base 1 to 927 and encodes 308 amino acids. The record is from RefSeq and is a predicted model, not a curated record. Lineage: Eukaryota; Apicomplexa; Conoidasida; Eucoccidiorida; Sarcocystidae.